Peniophora sp. CBMAI 1063 is the source of this 438-nucleotide messenger RNA. Lineage: Eukaryota; Fungi; Basidiomycota; Agaricomycetes; Russulales; Peniophoraceae. The record is from the annotation of a GenBank genome assembly.
AUGUCCCCGCCGGCAGUGGGUUCCAAACGCAAGCGCGCGUCAUCACCAGCCGAGAAGAGAUCUCCCGCACCUCCUGACGAGGAACCCCCUGCUCGCAAGCGGCGUAUAAUGCUGACUUACUUCAAGAACAAAAAACAACGCAAAUUCUUGCUCGCUUACGUACCUAUGCGGCAGAGGGCGAGAGAAGAGGAAUGGGAGCGUGCGAAUGCCGUGGACCUAAUGGUUCGCGACGAGUUCGCCAAGGCAUUCCCGACCGCACUCACUCGCGCAGGGAAGAUGUCGGGCUAUUGGGGCACUGCAGAGGCCACCCUGGAAUUUUGUCGCGCCGAGCUCAAACUGCGUAUCAGCAGUUUCAUGGUGGAUAAUUUGAGUACGACUCUGGAGGAGUUGGAACGGGAGGACGUGUGGGUCUACCAUACUGAGCGUCAGCAAGCCUGA